This is a messenger RNA of Staurois parvus, 417 nucleotides long. NCBI's taxonomy places the organism in Eukaryota, Metazoa, Chordata, Amphibia, Anura, Ranidae. The record is from the annotation of a GenBank genome assembly.
AUGAUUCACACAGGAGAGAAGCCAUUUUCUUGCUCGGAAUGUGGACACGUCUUUGCACACAAGGAACAACUAAUCAGGCAUGAGAAGACUCACACAGAGUGUGACAAAUGCUUCCGAGAAAUUGGUCAUCUUAUUCGGCAUCAGAAAAUCCACACAGGAGAGAAGCCAUAUAAAUGUCCAGAAUGUGACCAGGGAUUUGCACACAAGGCACAUCUUACUGUACACCUGAGAAUUCACACAGGAGCAAAACCAUUCAGGUGUUCAGAAUGUGACAAAUGCUUCUCACACAAACAAUCUCUUGCUUUGCACCACACGACUCACACGGGAGAGAAGCCAUAUGCAUGUUCUGAAUGUAAUGAGUGUUUUACAUCCAGACCACCUCUGAUCCAGCAUCAGAAGAUUCACAUCAAUAUUUGA